Molecule: messenger RNA, 1668 nt
Organism: Durotheca rogersii
Lineage: Eukaryota; Fungi; Ascomycota; Sordariomycetes; Xylariales; Xylariaceae
Product: carbohydrate-binding module family 48 protein
Exons: 3
Coding region: 208-1584 (458 amino acids)
Biological process (GO): signal transduction
Cellular component (GO): nucleotide-activated protein kinase complex; nucleus; cytoplasm
Molecular function (GO): protein kinase binding
Source: RefSeq, a predicted model, not a curated record
ACGCACGACGCACCACACACACGCAUUCCCGCCCGUCAGCUUCCGGCUCCCCCUCGAUUUUCGGUUUUCCCCCUUUCCAGGUUGACGUAUCGAAUACCGAACCAGCCUACCCAGCCUACCAAACCCGUCCAAGCCCGCACGACCACCAAAAAAAAAAAAGGGGGGGAGAAUCCUUUCUUUCCUCCCGGUCGUCCCCCACACCAAACCAUGGGAAACAACCCUUCGUCAACCUCGAAACCGCCCACCCCCACCACUCCCUCGUCGCACGACUCCCCACGGGCUUCCAAGAAGGAGCCCAAGAACCCGGUAUCGAUACAAACCCAGCAUAUCAGGUCCCCAGCUUCUCCCGAGGCUUCGGUCGUCGAGGCUACAGGCACUUCCAUUUAUAACCGGAGCUCCCAGUCGCGGCCGCUCUCCACCCUCAACUCCUCCUCUCCAUCCACCAGCUCCAACCACUCCGCUGCUGCUCCCCACAAGGUCUCGGAGCUGAGACAGCGGCCGGCCGACUUUAAGGAUGAGCACUCCAAGCCCGUAGCCGUCCCCUUCUCCUAUUCCCACUCGGAGCACGACCCGCCCUUCGCCCGCGAAUACCGCAUAGAGGGGAGCCUUCCGUCCGGCCCCGCCUCGAGCAGCAUCCAGGACAUGUCGUAUCAUUUGGCGCGUCCGCCGCGUCUACCGCUCCCCAUCGACGAAGAGAUCCACACUCCCGGCUCGCCCAUCGUAGCACCAAGCGAUGCUGACGGUAGAGCCAUCGACGACGACAUCGCGCCCCUCGACGACUCGGGCAGCCUGCCGCGCCGCGCAUCCGGGCUCAGCAAUGCGACGGACGAGGAUGACUCCGAAGAGCUCCGGGUCGAUAAGACGAGGCCGACCAUCCCCACCCGUAUCGAGUGGUCGCGGGGUGGCCAGAAGGUCUACGUGACCGGAACCCCCUUCCAAUGGAGUAAGAAGCAGCGAUUAGUUCCCUCCAAGGACAAGGAGGGCGUGUUGGAGACGGUGAUAUCCGUCUUUCCGGGCACUCACCACAUAAAAUUCCUGGUAGACGGCAAUAUGCAAACGUCUCAGGAUCUGCCCACCACCGUUGACUUUGGAAACAAUCUGGUAAAUUACAUUGAGGUGAGCGGCGACGAUGCUGCCUCCCGAAGCGUCCCUCUAGACGUCGGUGUCCCCAAGUCGAACGAAGCCGCCAUCUCCCUGCCAUCUCGGCAGCCUUCGCACGAUGGCUCGACCAAGGCUCCUCUGCAAAAGGUCAUAGAUCCGGUCGAGAAAUUCUCGGACAAGAUUCCGCGAUAUCUAGACGACUUCGACCAGUCUGAAGAGACCUCGUCGUAUAAGCUCUCUUCUCUAGCCAUGGAGAGACUCCCGGCGCCCCCUAGCUUGCCCGGUUUCUUGAGUAAGCCGAUCAUGAACAACAACACGCUCAUUAAGGACGAUAACAGCGUCCUUAAUAUGCCGAACCACACGGUCCUCAAUCAUCUGGCUACCUGUAGUAUUAAAAACAAUGUUCUUGCCGUAUCGGCUACCACCCGAUACCAGAAUAAGUACGUGACUACGAUCAUCUACAAGGCUACUCGGAACGAAUAGCCGUAUUUCUUUUUUCUUCAAUCUCUUCACCGGUUGAAAAAACAUAGGUAUUAGCCGACAGUCUACCUAUCCGGGAGACUGCCG